Molecule: messenger RNA, 3063 nt
Organism: Trypanosoma grayi
Lineage: Eukaryota; Euglenozoa; Kinetoplastea; Trypanosomatida; Trypanosomatidae
Exons: 1
Coding region: 1-3063 (1020 amino acids)
Source: RefSeq, a predicted model, not a curated record
AUGAAUGUUGACGAUCCUUUCGCGGAUGACCUGAAGUCACUCGACGCCGUCAUGGCGCAGCUCUCCUCCGAGCAGAGCCGCCAGUCGCGCCCAUCGCCCGGUGGUGUGCCACUUGUGCCUGCAGCAACAGGAACAACCGCCGGCUCCCCAUUGACAAGGAUGGAGGGCCGCCGAGGUAGGCGCGACGUGCCGCUGCCGCAGGAAUCUGAGCGGCGUUCACAACUACCAACAACAGCAGCAGCAGCAGCAGCGGUAAGGCCAUCAGCAGUGCCCACAUCGGUGAAGGAUGAACCGUUGCCGUGGGAGAUCGACGACGAUCCGCCCACAGCUGUGCGCCGGCGUGCGUCUGCAGCCUCGCGAGAUGCGGCGCCGGAUCCCGUUGCAAUGGGGCGAGGUCGGCAUGCCACAGCGGCUGCUGCUGCUGCUGCUGCAGCAGAAAAGAGAAACAUAAACAACAACGUAGUUGAUGACGAAGAUGAUGAUCCGCUUGCUUUUCUCGAGGGCCCUGUGCCCACAACGCGAGCUGCCGGUCCUACUGCGGCAUCCGCGCAGCAGGUGACGGCGCAGGUCGAGAACGAAGAGUCGCGGCGACGGGCGGAGCGGCGUGAUCUUCUCUCCUCGAUGGAUGCUGUUGACAUGGAGCUGCAGCAGCUCCAGAACUCACUAGAUACACUCCAAAUCAAGGCAGAUGCCGAGCUAACCGAGUUGGAAGCAAAGGUGAUUGAAAAACAGACAGAGCUCGAAUCCCGUGAAAACGGCAUUGAUGCUGAGCAGAAGGCGUACGACACAUACCACGGGCGGCGCUUGAGGGAGGUACAUGACCGCACAGCGGAUUUGCUGCAACAGCAAGAGAAGGAGAUGAUGGUGACGGAAAUCGAGCGGCACGAGCUGCAGUUGCGCAUCCUCACCGCAGCGGUGGGUGAAGCACGUGUUAGAAUAGAACAGCUGCAGCAGCAACGUAAUCUGCUGCUGCAGAACCAUAGAUUUGACGAUAAAGGAGUCCUUAUAGCUCUCGCAGAGGAAGAGGCUGCUGCUGCUGCUGCUGCUUCUGCAGAUACUAAUGAUGAUGAUGAUGGUGAUGGUGGUGGGAGAAACAAUAGCAGCCGAGCCAUCGAAGCAAAGGUGGAGGCUGCUCUUCGCAUUCUUCGGCGGCAUCACGACGAGCGGCUUGAAUCCCUCACUAGCGGCGUCGUGCAGUUCCUGCACAAGGAGACAGCAGCGGUCGCGUGUGAGGUGCGGGAGCGUCACCAGGUGACAUACCUGCAGGAUGCCGUCACCCGAAAAGAGGAGCUUGGGGCUUUCCUGCAGGAAUUCCUGCUACGCUACCGUGAGUUCUUCCAGCAGCGGGCGGAGUCACGGGCGCGCAAGACCGCUACCGUGCGGGAGGGCCUGCGGCAGGCAACCGCGCAGCUGCGCCAACACGCCACAGAGCGCAUGCAGGCCCGUGUACAUGAGGCUGCUGCCAGCGCAGAUGCGGCGGCGCGGCGUUUUCAGCAGGUCGCGGCUGAGGCGGUGACGUGUGCGCGGCGCACAGAAGCCGCUGUGCGUGAGAGCGACGACGCCGCGGCGCGGGGGCAGCGGGCGGACUUGCAGCACCGCUCUCAGGUCGAGCAGGCCGUCCUCGAGAAGCUGCAGCGGGCGGAGUUGGAGACGCUGCAGCACCAGCUGGAUCGCCUGCGACGCAGCGGUGAGGCGGAGGGAAGCAGCAGCACCGCGGCACUUCGGCAAGAGGUGCAGCAGCUUUGCGCCACCAAGACGAACAGCGUCACGGCCACAGUGCGUGAGCUGGAGCGGGCGGUGCAGGAGCUGCUGCGACAACAGCUUGCCAACAACAAGGCUCUCUGUGCCGAGGGCGAAGGGCAUCUCUUCCUCACCGACGAGGAACUCGCCACACGGAUGGAAGUGCAGGAGAAGGAGGCCAUUGUCACCGCGCUGCUAGACGAGGUACAAAGGCGGCAGGUGGAACUCGUGUCCACUCGCCAGCGCUGCGGUGAGCUGCGCGAGCAGGUUGCCGAGUGUUUGCAGCAGCAGGUGCAGACGGUGCGGGAGCAGCGGUUGGCGCAGGAGUCUCACCUCGCCAGUGUCGAACUUGCACGGUCGGCGUGGGAGCGAGAGCAGCGGGAGUUGCUGCAGUGGGGCCACGAGGUGUUGGUGACCGGUGAAAUGAACACGGCUGUUAUUGCCUCUGCUGGCUCUGGGAAGUCGCAUAUCCCGGCCGCAGCGGCUGCCGCGGACGCCGUGCAGCUGCUGGUGGAGCGUAACCACGCGCUAAUGGAGAGCCGGGACACGUUGCGCACGCAGCGCCACCAGCUUCUCCACGCGAUGGGGAAUGAGCACGCCGGUGUCGCUGCAGAGCGAGCCAAAGCGGAGAAGUGUUGGCUGCAGCUGCUUGAGCGGCUGCUGAAGUUAAUGGAGGAGCAGGAGUCUAUGGCGGCGCGGCAGGUCGCCGUGACGACGGAGAUCGCGAAGGUCGAGGCCGCGAGAGAAUUGCUGCGUCAUGAGACGGAGCUCUUCUGCCGGCGGCGUGACGAGUUGCAGGAGGAGGCAGCGCAUCUCAAGAAGGAGCUGCAGGUGACGCUGGAACGCAAAAAUGAAUGCGCCACAUUACAGAAGAGAAUCGCCACGGAGCAGAUUGCCCUGGCGCUGGAACAGCAACAACUGGCCGUUCAGCAUCAGCAGCAACAGAUGCAGCAUUACACUCUACAGACUGCUGUCGUUGCUGCGCCUCUUCCUUCUGCUCUUGCUGUUGCUGCUGACGAGGAAAUGAUGAUGUGCACGCCUGAAAAGCAGCUGCUGCACUUUUCCCCUCCACAGGCUACUGAGAGUCCCGCAUCGAACCGCUCCGUCGAGAAGCUACAGGAGGAAACGAGCAGUGUGAACCUGCUUCCCUCGAAGGGGAAGCGGCCGUCGCGACCACGGCAGCCACAGCCACGUGGAAGUAGGAGUAGGAGUAGAAGGAACACGCUUUCACCGAGUGAUGUGGAUCUGGGGGCAGUGCUGAGCGCUGAGCAUGGCUCCACAUUCAUGGAUCUCAGAGCCAAUGUGGGGUCCGCCUCAGAGUGA